AUGACGGACAAAGACGCUGCAGUCAUGCACCUGGAGCACCAACCGGGCCAGGGAAUAAAUGCCGACGAUGCAGAAUUCCUGUCGAACUUUUCAAACGAAGCUAAGAAGCGUGUUCUCAGAAAAGUUGAUAUGAGGCUUGUCCCCAUGUUUGUUCUCUUGUACUUGAUGGCAUAUAUCGACAAGACGAACAUUGGAAAAGCAAAGAUCGAGGGUCUUCUUCCAAGUCUACACAUGGAUGGAAUACAGUACAACAUCGCCUUGUCCAUUUUUUUCGUACCUUAUGUCCUUGCUGAGGUGCCAAGCAAUAUAAUCUUGAACCGACUCAAGAGACCGUCGCGCUAUUUGGGAUUUCUGAUUUUCUGCUGGGGUGUGAUCAUGCUAUGUACAGGCUUUGUUCAAAACUUUGCCGGUCUAGUCGUGAUUCGUUUCCUAUUGGGCCUAUUUGAAGCAGGCUUUCUUCCCGGCGCCGUGCUCGUGAUUUCGAAAUGGUAUCUUCCGAAUGAGACACAGACCCGGAUCGCUAUUCUUUACACAUCUGCGGCUUCUGGGGGCGCCUUCUCAGGUCUUCUGGCAUUUGCGAUCGCCAAAAUGGAUGGCAUGGCCGGCUACGAAGGCUGGCGCUGGAUAUUCAUCAUAGAGGGCAUUGCAACCAUUGCGAUGGCCGUCGCUUGCUAUUUGCUCCUUCUAGACUCACCAUCGUUAUCUCCAGGCUGGCUUACUCCAGAUGAGAUUCGAUUCCUUGAAGUACGUCAAAUAGCCUCUAACAGCCACGGUGGUCACCACGAGGGCUUCAACAAACGGAUCAUCUUCAGCGUCCUCGGCGAUUGGAAAAUAUACCUUCUCAUCCUCGCCAACUGGUCCAAUGCCGUUCCCAACUAUGCACUCAAGUUCAGCAUGCCUGAGAUUAUCAAGUCCAUGGGAUACGAAUCAGCCAACGCCCAGCUCCUGACUAUCCCUCCAUACACCGUCGGUGCUGUGUCGGCUUACGGGUUCUCUGUGUUUGCUGAUCGCUUCUCGUGGAGAAUGCCUUUCAUCGUGGCACCCCAGUUGUCACUUAUCGUCGCAUUCGCAAUAUUAUUCUCCAAGGCUGCUGACAUAGAGAAUAACAUAGCACUCUGCUAUUUUGGCAUUUGUCUCGCGUGCUUCGGGAUGUAUCCUAUCCUUCCUGGUGUCAACGCUUGGAAUGUCUGCAACAUUACAAAUCCUCACAAGCGCGCCGUGGCCAUUGGGUAUCUCAUUUGUGUUGGUAAUGCAGGUGGAAUUAUUGGGAGUUACAUCUACAGAGCUGAUGAGAAGCCGCGAUACCCCACUGGCUAUGGCACUUCACUUGCGUUCGCUGCUGCCGGGAUUAUGGCUUGUUUAACCUUGGAAUUCUGCCUCUGGAGCGCGAACAAAACGAAAGAUCGGAUGUCUACGUCUGAGAUUGAGGAGAGGUAUACUCAAGAUCAGCUCCGUAAUAUGGAGGAGAAGAGUCCUCUUUUUAAGUAUACCUUAUGA
Penicillium canescens is the source of this 1497-nucleotide messenger RNA. Its product is annotated as putative MFS transporter. Gene Ontology annotation, biological process: transmembrane transport. The transcript has 7 exons. The coding region runs from base 1 to 1497 and encodes 498 amino acids. Gene Ontology annotation, molecular function: transmembrane transporter activity. Gene Ontology annotation, cellular component: membrane. NCBI's taxonomy places the organism in Eukaryota, Fungi, Ascomycota, Eurotiomycetes, Eurotiales, Aspergillaceae. The record is from RefSeq and is a predicted model, not a curated record.